GUAUCUUGGCCAGAAAGACCUCACUAGUCCCCUUCCUGAUUUCAGAUCUAUGGAUGCCCUCGAGAUAAUAGAUUUGCAUGGAAAUGGUCUUAUUGGAGCUAUUCCUUCAUUCCUGAGCGAAUUUCCCAAGCUAAAAGUACUGAAUUUAGCAAAUAAUCGUUUCAGUGGAUUGAUACCAGAUUCACUAGCAUGCAAUAACAAUUUGGAGUUAAGUUUAGCUGGUAAUACUGAUUUACACACAUCCAAUUCAUGUACGACAUCAAAAACUGAGUCUCUUCCACCUCCUACAAGAACAAACCCUAAUACCCCAUCUGAUGGCACCUUUGAAUCUCCUCGAACAAACCCUGUUGCUCCAUCUGGUGGUACCUUUGAAUCUCCACGAACAAUCCCAGGUACUCCAUCAGGUGGUACCUUUGAAUCUCCACGAACAAUCCCUGGUACUCCAUCAGGUGUUACCGUUGAAUCUCCGCAAAAAAAUACUGAUACACGAACAAACAUCAGAAAGACGAAGAAAAACAAGUUGUCUCUAAUACUAGGGAGCACCGGCUCUGGAGUCGUUGUAUCCUGUAUUAUUGGGGCCAUUUUAGCUAUAUUUCGUCGCAGAGAAGACGCAGCCGAGGUGGCAUAG
Molecule: messenger RNA, 628 nt
Organism: Olea europaea var. sylvestris
Lineage: Eukaryota; Viridiplantae; Streptophyta; Magnoliopsida; Lamiales; Oleaceae
Product: receptor-like protein 51
Exons: 4
Molecular function (GO): protein binding
Source: RefSeq, a predicted model, not a curated record